AUGACACCAUCCCUUCCUUGGAUGCCAACAACUCUGCCCCCCGCCACAGGAGUGGUGUCCCUCCGUGGUCCUGGGUGGGGAAUAGUAUAUGGAAUGAUCUGUGGUUGUGGAGUCUUGUGCAAUGGACUGGUACUAGCCGUACUUCUCAGCUGCAGGCACACCUUGGUGUCUGACCUGUAUGUGGUGAACCUGGCCUUGGCGGACCUCCUCUCUUUACUUGGGAUGCCUCUACUUAUCCAUCAGCUGCUCCAUGAUAGAGGCUGGGUCUUUGGAGAUAUUCUGUGUCGUGCUGUAACGGCCUUGGACCUGAACAACCAAAUCACCGGUGUGGGCAUUAUUACGGCUCUCUGCAUUGACAGAUAUGUGGCUGUGGUGCACUCCUCUACCAUGGGCCAACGACGGAGUGUGCGUUGUACGUGGAUCGUCACAGGCUGCGUCUGGCUGUGCUCACUUCUCCUCAGCACCCCUGCUCUCCUUUAUUCUGGAGUUAGAUGGGGGGAUGGCGUGGCCCUGUGUGUACUGGAUCUUCCUGGAGCACCACCGUCCCUUUACUGGUACACCCUGAUGCACAGCCUCCUGACAUUUCUACUGCCGUUGUCAGUCAUAGUGGUGUUGUACUCCCUCACCCUUCACCACCUUUCUAGGGUUAUGAAAAGAGUCCAAAGGGCUCCAUCUCAGCGCAGCCGGAGGGUCACACGCAUGGCCCUGGCUAUUGUGGCUGCUUUCCUCUUCUGCUGGGCUCCUUUCCAUGCAGUGCAGCUUGUUAAUCUGUUCUCCACUGGACCUCCUUCAAGCUCUACCUUCUACCUCAAUCAGGCAGCUAUUUGCCUAGGCUAUGCUCACAGCUGUGUCAGCCCUCUGUUGGUCAUCUGCUGUACCGAGGGCUUCCGAGAACGCCUACCGCAUGCACGAUGUUGCCGGUUCCUUUUCCGUCGCUGGGCUGGGUUCUGGCCCAUUUCAACCUUACCGCACAAUGGUCCAAGCUCUGCCAUCAACAGUCCGCCUAUAGACGGACUCUAUGCCCCUCAGCAGCGCCGGAGGACUAUACACCUGCAGACCCCCCCAUGUUCUAUCACUGAAAACACCAGGAUCAGUCUGGGAGUCCGGGAUGAGAGCAGCAUUUUGUAA
This is a messenger RNA of Bufo bufo (common toad), 1128 nucleotides long. Its product is annotated as melanin-concentrating hormone receptor 1-like. Gene Ontology annotation, molecular function: neuropeptide binding; G protein-coupled receptor activity. Bases 1 to 1128 code for a protein of 375 amino acids. Gene Ontology annotation, biological process: neuropeptide signaling pathway. The record is from RefSeq and is a predicted model, not a curated record. The transcript has 3 exons. NCBI's taxonomy places the organism in Eukaryota, Metazoa, Chordata, Amphibia, Anura, Bufonidae. Gene Ontology annotation, cellular component: membrane; neuron projection.